GAGGAAGUUGAGCGUUGAGCGGCGAGCGGCGAGCGGGUCCAUCUUCCUGACCGCCGUCAUCAUCAUCAUCAGCAUACACUCCAGCAUUCCGUGACUAUGUCACGCAUAGCGCGAUGGGGUCAGGCGGCACUGCACACCCUGCCGCGCCAACAAAUAUCCUUGGCUGCUCCAGCGCAACCGUCUCGCCGCUGCUACUCCAACGACUACGACGGCCAAGAUGAUGGGUCCGGUCCGAGCACCUCCUGCUUCCAAUCUCCAGAAUCACAGCAUCCUCGCUCAGACAGGCAUCAGAAUCGAGGACCCAGCACCUCAAUUGCGCCACCACCAGACGGAUACGACCUCCUCCUCAGCCAAUUCGAAGCAGGGAGCGCCCUCGCCAAGCCCACCCAUUCGAAUGAUGAGCUCAACCUCUCUCUUCUACGCAAGCUGCGCCCCUUGCCUGGAAAGCAGCGCAAGCACUUCAGAGGAGAGCGGCUGCGAGAGAAAGCACAAAUGGAAGAGAAGUUAUGGCAGAAGAGCAUAGAGAGAGUCUCGAAUGCUUUCGGUCUUCCGCAAGUGAGGAAACUGGCGAGGGAAGCCGGGCUGGAGGGGCAGAUUGUCAGGGGGAAAAAGCAGGUCAUUGUUGCUGCACUGGUGGAGAAGGUGUUUGGCUACAAGCCGCCACGUACGCUUGAGAGCACUGCCGCUGGCAGAUCAGGCUCGUACGACCAAGCAAUUGGGCAACUCUCCUCCGCUUCACAUGAAGUGUCGCAAACGGACCUGUUUCUGCUCUUGGCUGACGGAGGGGCAAAGCUGAACCAGCUUGCGGGGACUUUCGGAACAAGGCUGACGCCGAGGGUCAGCACGGAUGAGGAGGGACGUAAUGUGUACUCGAUUGAAGCUAGAGGGGAUGAGCAACAGGUGGGCGCGCCGAUUGAGAAGGCGUUGCAGUCUGUUAGCGAGCUCAAAAUCUUACAACGCGUCACUCUGCAACUCCCACGAGCGGCCCUCGACCCCAAGACAAUACGCUACAUUGCCUCUCGUACAGGCUGCUUCAUCGAAUACACCACCACACCCUCCGGCCCUAAUGCCAACCCGCACGAGACCACUUUGGACCUCUGGGCCUUCCGCGCCUCCUCGCACACUUACGCGCGCAUCUGCCUCGCUGCUUUCCAGGCUGACCUCUAUCAAGGGGCUCGACCGCUUUUGAGCUUUGCGAAGAGGAGCCAUUCGGAUCCCGAUUAUGCGCCGAGCGACGAGUCGAGCCACCAAAUGGAACGCUACUGCUUCCACCCGCACGCCCUUGCUUCGCCGCAAAGCUGGCUCACGCAGCUCACUGCCGGCGGUUCGUCGGCGCAGAUGUUCAGGCUAGGGAGGUUGAGGGGAAGCCGAGGAGGAUUGCUAGGGCGGGGCGACGAUGAUGCAACGCAGGCUUCCACCCUCGUUGAGCUGGAGACGGGCAAUGCGCUUGGAGCAGAACGCAACUGGGCUUGGCUGGAGGAGUAUAUGGCUGCGGACAAGCUUGACCUUGUGUCCUCCUCGACCGCGGGGGAGGCAGGCGGACUCACCACAUCCUACUCCCUCACUGCGGGGACGCUGGCCUUUCCUGGCCCUCAGAGCCCACCAGAAGACGUAGGGUCAGUACUGAGUCACUUGGCCAGCUUGCUCUCCCCUCCUCUGCCUGGGUCAUGGCCGCUCGACACUGCCUAUCAAUGGCUGCGAAAUCGAGAUCCUCAAGCCCCAUUCGAGCGCAGGCCAUUGUGGGUCCCUGGCCAGCUGCCAGGCGUGGCGUCGGAUCUGGAGGGUUCGAUGGGUGAAGGCGUCAAGAGACUCCUGUCGAGCGAGGUACAAGAGGGCGAUAGCGAUGAGGCUGCCGCUGCCUCGCAGCGAGAGGUGCUGCGCAUGACGUACCGCGUUCAGACGAAGGACGGGGAGGACAUCGAGCCCAUCUACAGACUCGUCGUUGACAUCGAGGAAAGGGAAAGCGAGGCUGUCGCGGAGGAGGCGGCGAAUACCGCAACACUCGACGCGCACCUCGACGGAGCAGCUGCAGAGCCAUCGGUCUCAAGCACGCCUGUGUUGCACCCCUACAACUAUCGCGUAGUCUCGGCGCACGUUACCACCGCACGCGAAGCAGACAUUCUUGCUCCUGAGCAUAAGUCAGACCUACGUCUCACAACGCGCAAGGAUCGCCAACUCACUUUCUUUGAGCUCGAGAGCUUGGCAGCAUCACUACAGCCCUACCUCGAGCAAAUGCAGAGCAGCGUCGGGGAGAGCGUUGUGAAGCGACGCACGAAGAGGAUGGAGGAAGAGCAGCGCCGAGGCGGCAGCGAAGCAGCAGAGCAUUCAUCAUCCCCUUUAGCUCCUGCAGCGAGGAAGCAGGAAGCCUACAGCAGCACCGAAGAAUUACAGCGGAACUGGCGUGCCACUUUGAAGGGAUCGAGAGGGUUUAUGAAGCUUCUUGGCCGUUGAAGAUGGGCAGUGAGAUGGAGGGGCAACCCGAGAUCUCAGU
Jaminaea rosea is the source of this 2491-nucleotide messenger RNA. RefSeq lists its product as hypothetical. The transcript has 3 exons. The record is from RefSeq and is a predicted model, not a curated record. NCBI's taxonomy places the organism in Eukaryota, Fungi, Basidiomycota, Exobasidiomycetes, Microstromatales. The coding region runs from base 97 to 2451 and encodes 784 amino acids.